AUUGAACUUGUUAUCUCAAAGAUACCGUAUCAGCAUUGCACAAGGCCGAACAAUCAGACCAGUAACGCAUUUCAUAUAAAACACCUCUUGAAUCGUUAUUUUGAAAGAAAAUUCUGUAAUUAUUUGUUCUUGUGAUCAUGAAUGAUGAAGCUGAAACAUACAGGCUUUGGAGAGUUCGUAGAACUAUCAUGCAGCUUUGCCAUGACAGAGGAUACCUUGUAACACAAGAGGAAUUGGACCAGACUCUGGAACAAUUCAAGGAACAAUUUGGAGAUAAACCAAGUGAGAACAGGCCAAGCAGAAAGGACUUGACCGUGUUGGUCGCUCACAACGAUGACCCGACCGAUCAGAUGUUUGUCUUCUUUCCAGAGGAGAAGAAAGUAGGCAUGAAGACCAUCAAAGCGUACUGCCAGAGGAUGCAAGAAGAGAACAUUACCAGAGCUAUUAUCACAGUCCAGGAGAAGAUGACACCAUCAGCUAAAACAAGUCUUGGUGACAUGGCACCCAAGUACAUCCUAGAGCAGUUCUUGGAAGCUGAACUUCUUAUCAACAUCACAGAACAUGACUUUGUUCCUGAGCAUGUAGUGAUGACAGGCGAAGAGAAGGCAGAGCUCCUCGCCAGAUAUAAACUCAAGGACCAUCAACUACCAAGGAUACAGGUCGGGGAUCCUGUGGCAAGGUACUUUGGACUUAAGAGAGGACAGGUUGUGAAGAUUAUUCGACCCAGUGAGACAGCAGGAAGAUACAUCUCCUACAGACUGGUGCAAUGACACAAACUCAUCUCAACCUUCCUUUUUAAAAAUAUAAUCUGUAAAUAGAGUCUGUACAGUAUCAUGUUACCAGUCCAAACUGAAGCUAGCAACCAAAACCAUCAACAUUAAAGGCCAUGUUUGAUGGUUCUGGGAAAUAGAACUGCAUCUUUGAUUAUUCACGCUUUAAAUGGGUUGUUAAGCUCAGCUAAAAUGUGAACAAAGUCAUGUAGUACUGCUGAGAAUGUUAUAUUCUGAAAAUGCACCAACACACAUUCCCUCAUAUGGGACUACAUGUUUUAUUAAUGGUCUGAUGAACCUGAUUUUAUCAUCUGUCUUUGCACAUUAUGUUUCAGUUUCAGUAAUUUUUUCAUGAUGGGGAAGCUGAAUUAUAGUUAAAGUUUUCAGGGUUAUACCAUGUAAUUUUUUUCAAAAGAAUAAGAGAGCUCUUUGGUUCUCAAUGAAUCGACCAGUAUGCUCCAAUUAUCAUAAGGAGAAUGACUGUAAUUCAACAUGUGUAUGGCACAUGCCACUCAUUGAAGUUUUGAAUAUAUAUAUGUGAUGUCAAUAUUGUUGGAUUCCAUUACAAUAACAGUGAAACCAUCUAAUAAGGAAUACAUAUAUCAAUCAUUAAAAGGUAUUUUUGCCUUCCUACUUUUUUGUACUAUAUUGUUUUUGAAUCCUGUUAUGACAAGAUUUCAAUACAGUGAAUAACGUCAUUUACUUGAUCCAAAUAUAUUUGUCAUAACAAGAGUCCACAUAUUUGUCUUCAUCAUUAGCAGAUCUCAUUCACUACCUUGAGAAGUCGUGAUGUGAUCAGAAUAUGAAGUUCAUUCCAAACAAAAUGAUGUUUAAAAGAUCUCAGGAAUCCUUAUGAACUGCAGAUUACAGAGCAACAACAUAUUGAUGAAGGUUGAAAUCGAGAUUAGUGGUACAGUAAUUGUUUCCGACAUCAUACAAAGUUUACCGUAACGGUAAACAAACCUUACCAG
Messenger RNA from Strongylocentrotus purpuratus (purple sea urchin), 1741 nucleotides. RefSeq names its product DNA-directed RNA polymerases I, II, and III subunit RPABC1 (gene polr2e). The record is from RefSeq and is a predicted model, not a curated record. Gene Ontology annotation, molecular function: DNA binding; DNA-directed RNA polymerase activity. The coding region runs from base 138 to 770 and encodes 210 amino acids. Gene Ontology annotation, biological process: DNA-templated transcription. Gene Ontology annotation, cellular component: RNA polymerase II, core complex; RNA polymerase III complex; RNA polymerase I complex. Lineage: Eukaryota; Metazoa; Echinodermata; Echinoidea; Camarodonta; Strongylocentrotidae. The transcript has 8 exons.